GCAGAGCCAAAAGGCGCAGACGCGCUGUGAUUGGUCGGAGCGCGCUUUCCAAUCCUCUCUUGUUUCCAGGCCGCUGAAGCUCCUCCAACUUUGGCUGCAGCCUGAAGCAGAAGCAGGACAGCAGAGCGAGGAGCUCCGCGCGCCGCAUCCUCCCACAGCUUCCCGAUCACACCGAGCCAUGAGCCCGCUUCCUCUUCUGCUCUGGAGGAUGAUCCGGAUGCUUUGGACCGUGGCGCUCAUGUCGGCCUACGGCGCACAGGAGUACGACUUCAUGGAAUGGGAUCCACCCAGGUACAACACCGGGCCCAUCUACGGGAAGACCCCCCAGUGCUUGGCGAUCCCCGAGGACCUGCGGCUCUGCUACGGCGUGGGUUACCCCCAGAUGCUGCUGCCCAACCUGCUGGAGCACGAAACCAUGGCGGAGGUGAAGCAGCAGGCCAGCAGCUGGGUGCCGCUGGUGCACAAGAGGUGCCACCCGGGCACGCAGGUCUUCCUCUGCUCGCUCUUUGCGCCCGUGUGCCUGGAUCGGCCCAUCUUCCCCUGCCGCAGGCUGUGCGAGGCGGUGCGGGACGGCUGCACCCCCAUCAUGGAGGCGUUCGGCUACCCGUGGCCGGAGAUGCUCACAUGCGACAAGUUCCCCGAUCAUGAUGUUUGCAUUUCCAUGACGCCCAACGCCACCGAGAGCCCGGAGUCUGCAGCUAUCAAGGCCAAGAUAAAGGAGGUGAAACGAGAAAACACAGACCGCAAGGUGAUCCUGCAAAAGAGGAAGAAGAUGGUCAAAGCAGGAAACCUAAAGAAAAAGGACACAAAGAAGCUGGUGCUGUACUUGAAGAACGGUGCAGACUGCCCCUGCCAACAGCUAGACAACCUGACAAACCAGUACCUGAUCAUGGGCCGGAAGGUGGACAAGCAGUACCUCCUCACAGGCAUCCACAAGUGGGACAAGUCCAACAAGGAGUUCAAAAAGGCCAUGAAAACACUCAAAACCCACAAAUGUCCCGAAUUCACUAACGUCUUCAAAUAG
This is a messenger RNA of Cyprinodon variegatus (sheepshead minnow), 1024 nucleotides long. Its product is annotated as secreted frizzled-related protein 1-like. Gene Ontology annotation, molecular function: Wnt-protein binding. Lineage: Eukaryota; Metazoa; Chordata; Actinopteri; Cyprinodontiformes; Cyprinodontidae. The record is from RefSeq and is a predicted model, not a curated record. The coding region runs from base 179 to 1024 and encodes 281 amino acids. The transcript is spliced from 2 exons. Gene Ontology annotation, biological process: non-canonical Wnt signaling pathway; canonical Wnt signaling pathway; negative regulation of canonical Wnt signaling pathway.